CUAAACUACGAAACAGAAAACGAGGUCAAUUUUGAUCAGGAUGAAACUCAGCAAAAACAAGAGGAACAGAUAAAAACUUCGUCCUCACCAAAGUUGCCAGCUUUCACGUCAAUAACUAAACAGGCAAUCAAAACUUCUACCUCCAGCAAACCGUCAGAAGAAAGACUAAAUUACGUAGAUGAAAAUGAGCAGACCUUUGAUCAAAAUGAAAGCCGAAAACAAAAUGAGCAAAUAACAUCGCCGUCAAAAGCACCACCAAAACUUCCAACUUCUACUCCCUCAACUGAAAAGUCGAUCGAAAUUUCUACCACCACCACUAGCAAACCAUCAUUUGAAAAACUCGACUUUGAAUCGGAAAAUGAAAUGAACUUUGACCAGGAUGAAACUCAAAAGACAAGUGAGCUAAUAAAAACUUCAAAAUCACCAAUUUUUGCGUCUACAACUAAAAGAUCAAGCAUAAGUCCUUCGACGACGCCUAAGCCGGCAUUUAAAAAUGUCAAUUUUGAGACGGGAAAGCCGUUCAACUUUGAGCAGUAUGAAACUCAAAAACCAGAGGAGCAAAUAAUAAGGACUUCAUCGCCAAAGUUACCAACUUUCUCCUCCACAACUAAAAAAUCAAUCAAAAGUCCUUCGACGACGACGUCUAAGCCGUCCUUUAAACAUGUCCACUUUGAGACGGGAAAGCCGUUCAACUUUGAGCAGUAUGAAACUCAAAAGCCAGAGGAGCAAAUAAGGACUUCAUCGACAAAGGUGCCAAAGUUACCAACUUUAACUUCCACAACUAAAAAACCAAUAACAAAACCUUACACCACUUCUACUAAACCGUCAUUCGAAAAGCUAAACUACAACUCUGAAAACGAGAUUAACUUUGAGGAAAAUAAACAAGAGAAAAAAGAGGAGCAAAUAAUAACAACUUCAUCUUCAAAAGCAACAAAACUGCCGACAACUAAAAAAUCGAGCACAAAAUCGGCUACCUCCAAAAUUGAAAAGCUCAACUACGAGACAGAAAAUGAAAUCAACUUUGAGCAAGAGGAAACUACGAAAAAAGAGAUAAAGUCUACCUCAGCAAAACUUCCGAUUUCCACGACUGAAUUUUCAACACUCAAAACUUCCACUACCCCAAAAUCGGCCUUUGAAAAGCUGGAUUACAACACCGAAAAUGAGAUGACGUUUGAACAGGAUAAAAAUAUUCAAAAACAGGAGCAGAAAACAGAAACUUCAUCCUCAAAAGUUUCACAUUUCACAUCUUCAAAAGUUGAAAAAUUAAGCACAACUUCCACAACUCCCAAGCCGUCACUUGAAAAACUAAAUUACAACACUGAAAAUGAGAUGAACUUUGAGCAGGAUGAGAACACUCAAAAAAAUGAAGAGCAAGUUGAAACUUCAUCCCAUAAACUUCCAAUUUUCACGCCCUCAACUGAAAAACCAAUCCCAAGUACAUCAAGCACAACUAAUCUCUUUGAGAAACUCGACUUUGAAUCUGACCAAGAAUUCGACUUUGAGCAGGAUGAAGCUCAAAAACAGGAGAAACAAAUAGAAACCUCAUCUUCAAAAAUACCAAUUUUUACGCCUUCAACUGAACAACCGUCAAAAGUUUCCACCACUGCAAAACCAGCUUUUAAAAAUAUCAACUUUGUAUCGGAAAAAGAGGACAACUUUAAACGAGAUGAAACACAAAAACAAGAGCAACAAAUAAUUUCCACAACUAAAAAAUCAGUCAAAAAAUCUUCCACCACCACAACUCAACAGUCACUGGAAAAACUCAACUACAACACAGAAAAUGAGAUGACCUUUGAACAGGAUGAAAAUGUUCAAAAACAGGAAAAUCAAAUAAAAACUUCGUCAUCAAAAGCCCCAAAGCUACCAAUUUCAACUGAACAACCACUCUAUCUUUCUCCCACUACCUCAGAAUCGCCAUUUGAAAAGCUCAACUACGAGUCAGAAAAUGAGAUGAACUUUGAGCAGGAUGAGACUCAAAAACAAAUAAGUACUUCGUCAACAACAAAAGCUACAAAACUGCCAACAACGACUAAAAAAUCGGGCACAAAAUCCACCACUACCUCAAAGUCGUCACUCGAAAAACUCGACUACAACACCCAAAAUGAGAUGACCUUUGGCCAGGAAGAAAGUAUUCAGAAGCAAAAGGAGCAAGUUGAAACGUCUUCUCAAAAUAUACCGAAACUUCCCAUUUUCCCUCCGAUAACUGAAAAAUCAAUCACGGAAAGUCCUUCCACCACUACUGCACUCUUCCAAAAGCUCAACUACGAGUCUGAUCAGGAGUUUAAUUUUGCGGAAGAAGGUGGAGAAAAAGGAGGCAAAAGUAAAGUCGAUGAAAACAGCAGCAGCACCAUCAAACAAUCAGAGCUCAAUAAAGUGGACAGCAAAACAACUGACCAAAAGUCCACUGAUAACAUUAUUGAAAAGGCAAAUCAGGCGGAAAAGCAGUCAUCAGUGAAAGGCAAAACAGCUCAAAAUCUUGUUUCAAGAGAGGAAAAGUCCUCAGCUUUUAAGGAAAAAUCCUCCACUUCCAAAGUCAAAACUAUCAAAUCAACAACAACAACUAAGGCUACCGAAUCACCGAAAAAGGAGGCCUUUAAAAAGCUAGACUACCAAUCUGAUGAUAGCUACAACUUUGAAACUGAAACAGCCAAAAAUAAUAACAACAAUCCAGCAGUUGAAAGUCGCAGCAACGUAAACGUCAAAACUGAGGCUUCAACAUCCGCAACUGCUGCCUCUACCAACAAAUCAAAUCGCAAGUCAGCAAAUCAGCAAGUCAACGUCCAGCAGUCCAUCGAGAAUCACUCCGACCUCUUCCACCAGGCAAUUGACGUCACCGAUGAUGGUGCUAAGAAUACGAAGAAGAAGAUGAAAAAGACGAAGAAGGUGGUGGUAGCAAAUAAACUGCCCAGUCAAGCGAAAAGCUACUCGAAUGCGUUCAACAACUUCAAACAACGAGUGCAAACAACGAAAAAAUCAGACUUGGAGGGCGGCAAAAACAUCAGGGCCAACUACGAAUCCGAGGACAGUUUUGACUUUGGCGAGGGGAACUCCAAUUCCCAAAGUAGCAGCAGCAGCAGCAGUGGUAGUAAACAAGAGGCAGAUUAUAGCAGUUCUUUCGGAAAGGAAUCAGCCUCAGCGUCAUCGUCAUCGUUCAGUAGUGAUGAUGGUAGCGAAGUGAUGAAGAAGAAGUCAAAUCUCGAGAAGAUCACCAGAUCGGGCGGCUUUACCACGGAGCAAGUUGUGGUGGUCCCUGUUCAGACGACGGAAGAAGCCCCGACUACCACCGAGGACAGCAAACUGCUGCGAAUUAACGCCGAGAAGGAGUACUCAUAUGAGUUUUAA
Molecule: messenger RNA, 3342 nt
Organism: Rhagoletis zephyria (snowberry fruit fly)
Lineage: Eukaryota; Metazoa; Arthropoda; Insecta; Diptera; Tephritidae
Source: RefSeq, a predicted model, not a curated record